Pyrenophora tritici-repentis Pt-1C-BFP is the source of this 654-nucleotide messenger RNA. RefSeq lists its product as uncharacterized. Lineage: Eukaryota; Fungi; Ascomycota; Dothideomycetes; Pleosporales; Pleosporaceae. The record is from RefSeq and is a predicted model, not a curated record.
AACGCGUCACUGAAAAACCAUCUACAUUCAAGUCCAGAGGACUGUCAGAUUUUCCAUCGCACUUGUCAUCGAAAAUUCCGUCAUCGCGACAGACAGCUGUCACCUAAACCCGCCAUCAUGGCACAUCUUACCCAGAUAACGAACAUGAUUGAGUUCGCCGCAUGCAUCAAGAGUACGGCCGGGAAGACAUUGCUCCUAGCCUAUUGGCCCGAAGAUGCCAUGUCAAACGAAGCGGUUGCUGCGCUGCAGAAAUUGCUCCCCGCAUCCGAAUACGAAAAGUACAACGUAGUAGACAUCUACUGCUUCGACAUGUACUCAUUACCGGAACUGGGUGCAUUACUGGAUGUGAGUUUUGUGCCGACGCUGUAUUGGUUCCAGGAUGGCGUCCAGGAUCCGAUUGAGUGGCACGAGGGAGUAUCGAUUGAGGGGGAAAGUGUGGAGAAGGGCGUGAAGAGGGUCGUGGACAGGGUUAAGGGGGCCGAGAUUGGCGAAGACGAUAGUGAUGAUGAUUGGUAGAUGCACAGCUUUGGGAGGGGGGAUGAGAGGGACAGUGUCGACCAACGUUUGAUUGAACGGUAGAAGAGCCACACUCGCUGGUCCUACUCUGCAAGCUUUGCUAUCGUAUCGAAGCUGAAUAGAAGCCUGUAAGUUUCC